GCCUCCAAAAUAACACCAUUCUGGAUUCUUUGUUUAAUGAUCAUGGAUAUCAACGCGCCCACCGAUCCUUCUUCAGCACAUGUUGCUUUGCCCGGAGAGAUGUCAUCAUCGGGUAUUUUUACCAACGAUGGCCCAAUAACGCCCCUCGAUCUUGUAGAAGGUCCCAAAAUUCGUACGAAGCUGCGCCUGUACGCUAUUUUAGUAGCUCUCUAUCUUGCCCUUGGUCUAGCCGCUCUUGACCAGACCAUUGUCUCAAUAGCCAUUCCUACAAUUUGUGCUGAUUUGCACUCUGCUUCUGGUUAUGUUUGGAUUGGUGGCGCCUACCUACUUGCCAACGCCGCUACAGGACCAAUCUGGGCAAAAUUCAGCGACAUAUGGGGCCGCAAGCCCGUCCUUCUCGUAGCAAUUGGCUUGUUUGCAGUAUCUAGUAUACUUGUGGCACUAAGUAUUAACAUGACAAUGCUCAUCGCUGGACGGUCAUUGCAAGGUGUCGCUUGUGGUGGCCUAGGACAAGUGGUGAUAAUCACGAUUUCGGAUCUUUUCAGUGUACGGAAACGAUCGUUAUACCUAGGGUUCGUUGGAUUCGUUUGGGCAGUUGCUGGGUCAGCUGGUCCGCUAAUUGGUGGAGCUUUUGUUCAGUACAAGAGCUGGCGGUGGUGCUUCUGGAUCAACCUCCCCAUAUCCGGAGUAACCUUCGUUCUCCUGCUUCUGUUGCUCGAUGUGCACAACCCACGCACAAAAAUAAUAGAAGGUGUUCGAGCUAUCGACUGGUUCGGGACCAUCUCUAUUCUUGCGGUAACUCUCCUCAUUCUCGUCGGACUCGACUUCGGUGGUGCAACAUUUCCCUGGAAUAGCCCGAAAGUCAUCUGCUUGAUUGCAAUUGGAACCGUAAUGAUCGGGUUCUUUAUCUUUAGCGAGAAAAGACUUGCCAAAUAUCCCCUGAUGCCACUGGCGGUGUUUGCAAAUUCGUCCAACAAUGCAACUUUUGUACUUGUAUUUGCGCAUAGCAUGGUUCUAAUAGGCAUUGAAUAUUAUCUACCAUUAUACUUUCAGAGUGUACUACAAGUGUCACCUCUCCGUAGCGGUGUCUUGUUGUUACCGUUGGUAGUAAUACAAGCCGUCCUUGAGAUUAUGGCUGGUGCUACAAUCCACCGCACAGGCCGCUAUAGAGAGUUCAUGUGGGUUGGAACAACCCUUAUGACGUUAGGAACAGGGCUGUACAUACAUUUUGGAGCCGAUACAUCUGUUGCAGUCGUCAUUGGGCUGGAAACUAUUGGUGCUUUUGGCCCCUCUCUUCUUUUCCAGGCUCCUAUGGUUGCUAUUCAGAACACUGUUAGUCAGGUUGACACUGCCGCAGCCACAGCUUCUUUAGGUUUCGUCCGCAAUAUUGCGAUGGCAUUGUCUAUCGUGGUCGGUGGUGUGGUUUUUCAAAAUAGUAUGGAUGCACGGCAACCAUCCCUUGCUGCCGCUGGCCUCGGCGAACCUGUUCUCAAGGCUUUGUCAGGUAGCCAGGCAGCGGCAAACGUGGGCAUUCCGCAGUUAAUUCAGGAUGCUUUCCAACGCCGGGAGGUCUUAAAAGCUUUUGCAUGGAGUCUGAGGAAUAUGUUCAUAUUGUAUACGUGCUUGGCGGCUGUGGCCAUGGUAGCUAGUGUAUUUAUCAAGCACCAAAGGCUAAACACCGAGCACACAGAAACAAAGACAGGGAUACAAUCGUUGAAAAGAGCGGCGGAUACGACAGGCUAAUCGGAUACAAGUCACAGUAACAACAAAGGUGAUGUCGCAAUUAGUGGCCUCACAUAAAUCUCUCGGAAAGCUAAUACACCAAAUGCUAGCAAGUGUAUAGGCGUCGAUUCGAAAAAUAUUUCCAACAUGAGAGAUAUCACUUCGAACGCUUCCCAAGGACUGGUUUAUCCGACACAUGGAGGUAUUGCUGGCACUGGGCCCCCAACAUGUUUGGAGGGCACCCGGGUGAACUAUGAUGAAGUGGAAGGAGACAUGCACCUUUCGAUAAUGCUACGCAUCGCAAUUUGCCUUCGAGGUUUCGAAGGCAGAAAGCCUGUUUCAGGGCCUCACUGCUGGACCCGUUUAAUAAAUCGGGAACAAUGGGAUAUGGCUUAGGAAAGAUCACUACUUGAUGGCUCGACGGAGAAUAAAAGAGUAGACGCAUGAAUUUCAUGAAAUCUAGAAGAUUAGCACACUUCAAUUGAAUUGGGGACUUUGGUAGUUCAUCAGUUAUUUUAGGUUAGGAUAUACAGGAAGUGCCUAAAAGCGUGAUUCUCAAUGUUGUCUAUUGAUAGCCUGCUUGUUGAAAGAGAUAACGAUUCAUAAUAUACCUUA
Messenger RNA from Botrytis cinerea B05.10, 2337 nucleotides. RefSeq lists its product as hypothetical. The coding region runs from base 37 to 1743 and encodes 568 amino acids. Gene Ontology annotation, biological process: transmembrane transport. Lineage: Eukaryota; Fungi; Ascomycota; Leotiomycetes; Helotiales; Sclerotiniaceae. Gene Ontology annotation, molecular function: transmembrane transporter activity. The transcript is spliced from 2 exons. The record is from RefSeq and is a predicted model, not a curated record.